GGUAGAUGCCUAAGCCACUGGCGCCGUUGGCGGCCGCCCUUCUGCCUGUGUCGCGGAAGCGCCUACCGGCCUAGAAGGUCCCCGGGAGGCGGGACCUCCGAAAGGCUCGGCGCUGAGCCCGGGUAGGGUCGGGUAGUUAGUUGCCCUUCUGCUGGAGCAGAUCCGGGCUCUUUCGCUCCUUUCCGCCCACGAGGGGAUGAAGCUCCCGGAAAGAACCUGACAUCAUCCGGGACAGUUAUCUUCUUUUUUAAAGGAGGUGAAUUAUACUUUAAUGUACUACAGGUUGUAUACUACGGAUGGAAACUAUUAAAGUUUAUAAUGUCAAAAACUUUUCUUAGACCAAAGGUAUCUUCCACAAAGGUAACAGACUGGGUAGACCCAUCGUUUGAUGAUUUUUCAGAGAAUACAGGCAUCUCUAUUACUGCCACAUCAUUAGGUGUGAAUAACUCAAGUCACAGAAGGAAAAAUGUGCCUUCCAGAUUAGAAAGUAGCAGAUUUCAAGCUAGAAAAAGAGAAAAGCCAUCUUCCUCAGAAAAGAUUUAUGGUCUAGAAAAUUCAAAAGAGUAUCUGUCUGAAAAUGAACCAUGGGUGGAUAAAUACAAGCCAGAAACUCAGCAUGAACUUGCUGUGCAUAAAAAGAAAAUUGAAGAAGUUGAAACCUGGUUAAAAGCUAAAAUCUUAGAAAGGCAACCAAAACAGGGUGGAUCUAUUUUAUUAAUAACAGGUCCUCCUGGAUGUGGAAAAACAACAACUAUAAAAAUACUAUCAAAGGAGCAUGGUAUUCAAGUACAAGAGUGGAUUAAUCCAAUUUUACCAGACUUCCAAAAAGAUGAUUUCAAGGAAAUACUUAAUCCUGAAUCCAGCUUCCAUGUGUUUCCCUACCAGUCUCAGAUAGCAGUUUUUAAAGAGUUUCUACUAAGAGCAACAAAGUAUAACAAACUACAAAUGCUUGGAGAUGAUUUAAGAACUGAUAAGAGGAUAAUUCUGGUUGAAGAUUUACCUAACCAGUUUUAUCGAAAUUCUCAUACAUUACAUGAAAUUCUCAGGAAAUAUGUGCACACUGGUCGAUGUCCUCUAAUAUUUAUAAUUUCUGACAGUCUCAGUGGAGAUAAUAAUCAAAGGUUACUGUUUCCCAAAGAAAUUCAGGAAGAGUGUGCUAUAGCAAACAUUAGUUUUAACCCUGUGGCACCAACAAUUAUGAUGAAAUUUCUUAAUCGAAUAGUGACAAUGGAAGCUAACAAGAAUGGAGGAAAUAUUAUUGUCCCUGAUAAAAGUUCUCUAGAGUUGCUCUGUCAAGGAUGUUCUGGUGAUAUCAGAAGUGCAAUAAACAGCCUCCAGUUUUCUUCUUCAAAAGGGGAAAAUCGUUUAUGGCCAAGGAAGAAAGGAAUGUCUUCAAUAAAAUCAGAUGCUGCGCUGUCAAAAUCAAAACAAAGGAAGAAAACUGAUAUGGUUUUUGAAAGCCAAGAGGUCCAAGCUAUUGGUGGCAAAGAUGUUUCUCUUUUUCUUUUCAGAGCUCUGGGGAAAAUAUUAUAUUGUAAAAGAGCAUCUUUAACAGAAUUAGAUUCCCCUCGGUUGCCUUCUCAUUUAUCAGAGUAUGAGCGGGAUACCUUACUUGUUCAACCUGAGGAAGUCGUAGAAAUGUCACACAUGCCAGGAGAGUUAUUUAAUUUAUAUCUUCACCAAAACUACAUAGAUUUCUUCGUGGAAGUAGAUGAUCUUGUGAGAGCCAGUGACUUUCUGAGUUUUGCAGAUACCCUCAGUGGUGACUGGAAUACACGCUCUUUACUCACGCAAUAUAGUACAUCCAUAGCUACAAGAGGUGUGAUGCAUUCCAACAAAGCCCGAGGAUUUGCUCAUUGCCAAGGAGGAGGAUCAAGUUUUCGACCCUUGCACAAACCCCAGUGGUUUCUCAUAAAUAAAAAGUAUCGGGAAAAUUGCUUGGCAGCAAAAGCACUUUUUUCUGACUUCUGCUUACCAGCUUUAUGCCUCCAAACUCAGCUGUUGCCAUACCUUGCCUUGCUAACCAUUCCAAUGAGAAAUCCAGCUCAAAUUUCUUUUAUCCAAGAUAUUGGAAGGCUUCCUCUGAAACGACACUUUGGAAGGUUGAGAAUGGAAGCCCUGACGGACAGGGAACCUGGAUUGAUAGACCCCGACAGUGGAGAUGAAGCACUGCUUAAUGGAGGGCAGCCUGCAGAGGAAGCUCUGGGUGAACCCACUCAAACCGCCGAACCUGAAACUUUCUGUCUGCCUUUGAGUCAAAAUAGUGGGAGUGAGCUGCCUCCCAGCCAGCCUCAGCCCUUUUCCGUGCAAGGAGACAUGGAGGAAGAAGAGCUGAUAAUUGAAGACUAUGAGAGCGAUGGGACCUAGAAACCAGCCUGCCGGUCAUGUUGUUGCUUGGCAGGUUCAUGUGCAUUUUAUUCAGUGGUAUCUGAACAGAGAUAAUAUACUUUUCAAGUGAAUGACAGUUUAAUUCUUCACUCUUGUAUUUCAGCACAAGAACCUGAUUUCUCUGUCAUCUUGAAGUAAACAGAUCAAGCUUCAAAUAAUAUCUUAAUUUUUUUCUCUAGUAUUUAUUUACUCUUGUGAGUGGUGUUGGGAGAGGAGUUCAGUGUGAAUGAAGAGUGAACAUUAUGUCAAAUAUCAAAGAAUGUGAAGGAAUAAUUCAGAAUACUAAAACUUUAUGGGGUUGUAAAUACGAAUUAUGAAACAGUUUAGUAUGCAAUUAUGAGUGUAAAUAAACUUUGUGCCUUAUUCACAGUUUCUCUAUGGUCUCUAACUUCUCAAAUACCAUUUUUAUAUGCUGUACAGUGGACUAUUUUAGAUGCUUUUUGGAAAGUAUUUAAUUUAUAUCAAAAUUAAAAUGUUG
Messenger RNA from Zalophus californianus (California sea lion), 2866 nucleotides. RefSeq names its product RAD17 checkpoint clamp loader component (gene RAD17). Gene Ontology annotation, biological process: DNA repair; mitotic DNA replication checkpoint signaling; DNA damage checkpoint signaling. The coding region runs from base 319 to 2367 and encodes 682 amino acids. Gene Ontology annotation, molecular function: DNA clamp loader activity; chromatin binding. Gene Ontology annotation, cellular component: nucleus; Rad17 RFC-like complex. Lineage: Eukaryota; Metazoa; Chordata; Mammalia; Carnivora; Otariidae. The transcript is spliced from 18 exons. The record is from RefSeq and is a predicted model, not a curated record.